AUGAUCAGAAAAGCAGUGAAUAUGACUGUACAAAAGAGAAAACAAGUGACUAUAGAAGAAUUUUUCAGUAAAAGUAAGAAAGUUAAAAAUGUUGUCUCUACGAAGACUGCUGCUACUUCUUCCAUUGACACGAAAUCAGUAGAUACGGAAACUUUACCAGUAGAAGAUGUUAAGAAUGAAAAUGUGAAUAAUGAGAAAUCUCAUUUUAUUGAUACGAAAUUAAGUGAAUUACAAAAAGGUAUGUUACAAUUAGAGAUUGACACUAUGGAAGACAGUUGGUUUAAUAAAUUAUCUGAUGAAUUUACUAAGCCAUAUUUUUUAGGUAUUAAAGCAUUUUUAAAGAAUGAAAAAAUUGUGAAGAAAGCCACAAUUUUCCCACCUGAAAAUGAUAUAUAUUCGUGGAGUCGUUUAACGCCAUUUAAAGAUGUUAAGAUUGUAAUAAUUGGGCAAGAUCCAUAUCAUAAUUUUAAUCAAGCUCAUGGUUUAGCAUUUAGUGUUAAGAAACCAACACCUGCACCACCUUCAUUAAAAAAUAUUUAUAAAGAAUUAAAAACAAAUUAUCCUGAUUUUAUUAUAGAUAAUAAACAAGGUGAUUUAACUCAUUGGUCCAAGCAAGGUGUAUUAUUAUUAAAUACUGCAUUAACUGUUAGAGCGCAUAAUGCAAAUUCUCAUUCAAAAUGUGGAUGGAAUAUUUUCACAAGAAGAAUAGUUGAAUUAUUAAUUGAGGAUAGAGAGGCUAAUGGAGAUAAUUUAGUAUUUAUGUUAUGGGGUAAUAAUGCAAUUAAACUAGUUGAAGAUUUAUUAAAAAGACAUAAACAAACAAAGGAUAAUAUUUUAGUAUUGAAAUCUGUUCAUCCGUCACCAUUAAGUGCGUCCAGAGGAUUUUUCAACAAUAAUCAUUUUAAAAAAAUUAAUAAAUGGUUAGAAGAGAAACAUGAACCUAUGAUAGAUUGGAGUGUAGUUCCUGGUACAUCAUUAGAUGAAGUAACGAAAUAUAAUGAAACAUUAAUGAAGUAA
This is a messenger RNA of Maudiozyma saulgeensis, 1017 nucleotides long. The record is from the annotation of a GenBank genome assembly. Lineage: Eukaryota; Fungi; Ascomycota; Saccharomycetes; Saccharomycetales; Saccharomycetaceae.